AUGGCUCCAGAUGGGUUGCAACCAAAGAGGCCACUUCAUAUAACGGUUAACUCUGGCAGUGGAGGAGAUCUGCUAGACAAGAUGCGGUCAGAAAGUCCCGGAUCGGCUCAUACUCCAGGAACGCCAGGAUUAUCAAGGAAUCUGCUACCGCAGGCGCGACCUGGAACAAGUCAGACGUCUCGACUCCCAGUUGGACCACCAAAUGCGAUAUAUGGAACAGGAGGACUCGAAUCAACCGACUCCUUAUUAUUACCACCUUCUUCGCGGUCAAGACCAAGAUAUCAAGAUUCCCCAGGUCCCUCGAGAUCAGAGUCAGCAAUGUCGUCACGGAGGACGAGUUGGGGUUCGGAAGCUCCAAGUCAUCGAGAUAGUAGACAUGCGCCCUUUGGGUCUCCGUUCGCUUCUCCUUUCGACGAUUCGAGAGCUCCUUCGCGAGCUGGCAGCGACGAUGAUAAUGUCAAUACGCAGACAGUAUCAGAGAAGUACAACAUUAUGCCCUCUGCAGGAUUAUUGCUCUUUCCAGAAGACGUAGAGAAGGACGACUGGCUGCACAAUCCUGGUCCAGACGAUAAUAAGCGAGACAAGUGCGAUAUAUGGUCGAAAAGAGGCCUGACGAAUGUGGGGGGCUUGUUGAUUGUGACACUUGGGCUAUUGGUGCUGUUUAUUGGAUAUCCAGUCUUGACUUUUGCUCGCCAAGUUGUGGGAGUACCGACCGAUACUUGCAAAACGGAUCCGGAUUGCUUGUCAGAUAAAUUCCCUCUACUGAAAAACCAAAGAGUGGGGCUCAUCGACCCGGAUACACCUGAUUCGGCAAAGACGGUGACUUCCAAUGACGGGAAGAAGCUGAAGCUCACGUUCUCUGAUGAAUUCAACACGGAUGGGCGGACUUUUUACGACGGCGACGAUCCAUACUUUCAAGGUGUUGAUAUAUGGUAUGGUGUCACCCAGGAUCUCGAAUGGUACGACCCAGACGCUGUGAGUACCGCAAAUGGUACCCUCAACUUGAAAUUCGACGCCUUCCAAAAUCACAAUCUCAACUACCGCUCAGGAAUGGUUCAGUCGUGGAACAAACUUUGUUUUAAGGGGGGACGACUUGAAGCAAGUAUAUCUCUGCCUGGUCGUGGGGACAUUCAAGGUUUUUGGCCGGGUUUCUGGGCCAUGGGCAAUCUUGGUCGGCCUGGAUACCCGGCGACUACGGAUGGGAUGUGGCCCUACAGCUAUGAGAACAAGUGUGAUGCUGGAAUCACCGCAAACCAGAGUUCUCCAGAUGGACUCAGCUUACUGCCUGGAAUGCGAUUGCCAGCAUGUACAUGCAAGGGCCAGGACCACCCCAAUCCCGGUGUCUCUCGCUCUUCGCCCGAAAUCGAUGCUAUUGAAGCCAGUUCUGGAUUUAUGGGCCCUGGACAGUAUGAUGGGGCUACAGGCACAGCGUCACAGUCCCUGCAAAUCGCUCCAUUUGAUAUCUUCUAUCAGCCAGACUACGACUAUAUGGAAAUUUAUGACCAUUCUGUGACGGGAAUGAAUGUCUAUCGUGGUGGGCCGUACCAGGAAGCAUUGUCUGCAGUGACCUGGCUCAACAACGAGUGGUAUGAUGGUAAUGCAUAUCAGACCUAUGGUUUUGAAUACACUCCUGGGGCGAAAGGCGAUGUAUCUUGGUUCGUGGGCAAUGACUACACCUACAAAGUAGAUCACAGGUCCCUCAGGCCAAACGGUAACAUUGGUCAAAGAACCGUCCCAGAAGAGCCUAUGUCUAUCAUCAUGAAUUUCGGCAUGUCCAAUAGUUUCGCUACAGUCUUCUUGCCGAAUCUGGCCAAGUUGAUGCCAGCAACCAUGAGGAUCGAUUAUAUUCGAAUCUACCAGGAAGAAGGUUCGGAGUCUGUAACUUGUGACCCGGAGGGCUAUGAGACGACAGAAUAUAUCAGACAACACCCGGAACCUUACGCAAACCCAAACCUUACAUUGUGGAAAGACACGGAUUACAAAUGGCCAACCAACACUCUUGUGAACGGUUGCACAGCUUGA
Molecule: messenger RNA, 2022 nt
Organism: Cadophora gregata
Lineage: Eukaryota; Fungi; Ascomycota; Leotiomycetes; Helotiales; Ploettnerulaceae
Exons: 4
Coding region: 1-2022 (673 amino acids)
Biological process (GO): fungal-type cell wall organization; (1->6)-beta-D-glucan biosynthetic process
Cellular component (GO): plasma membrane; endoplasmic reticulum membrane
Molecular function (GO): glucosidase activity
Source: RefSeq, a predicted model, not a curated record